Messenger RNA from Emiliania huxleyi CCMP1516, 8544 nucleotides. RefSeq names its product Roco2, Roco family protein (gene Roco2). NCBI's taxonomy places the organism in Eukaryota, Haptophyta, Isochrysidales, Noelaerhabdaceae. Bases 1 to 8544 code for a protein of 2847 amino acids. The record is from RefSeq and is a predicted model, not a curated record. The transcript has a single exon. Gene Ontology annotation, molecular function: protein binding.
AUGGAGCUCCAACCAGCGGACGUCGACGCGCGUAGAGACGAGCUGUACUGGGUGCGCGCGGCGCGGCUGCUCCUCUCCGCCGCGCCCGAGCACCUCUUCGCUCCCCGCUUCAAAGCGCUGUGGAAUCGGCGCUACCCGGAUCUGCCGUGGGACGCAUCGCGAGGCGGCCUCCUGGUCGACGGCUCGCCGUCCUUUGAGCUCGAGCUCCCCGGCACCGUGACAUUCGAGCGCGGCUCGGCGUCGAUCAUGCUGACCGCAGAGGAUUUGAGCGGCAAGCUCCCUCAGCGCGUUCGCUUUACGCUGCGUGCGCCGGGCGGCUCGCUGCUGGGCGAAUACCGCGUGACGCCGGGCAAGCGUGCUGCCGAGUAUAGCGCGUCGCGGCUGCCUGUCGACCCCGCCUGCAGCGGCGCGCUCGAUGUGGAGCUGGGAGUGCUGCGGCAAACGGUGCUCGGCUGCCGGCCCGGCUCGGAGGCUACAAAGGGCAACGCGCCCGACAAGCUGAGGGCGGGGCUGCCGGAGAAGUGGGACGGCGGGCUGCAUAUGAGCGUCUGGACGGACCAUUGGCUCGACUUGGGCUGCCCGGCGUCGCUGCGGGACGACCUCAAGGCGAUCAACGACUUCUGCAAUCAGCUCAUCGCGCACGCCGCCAACCCCGGCCGGCUGACGCUGCCGCUGGAGGAGUACCGGCGGCUUCGUUCGAUGCUCCAGGCGUUUGCAAAAGACCACGUGAGGGCGCUGGACGCCUCGUCGUGCGAGGCGAUGCUGCAGGCCAUCGACGAAGUGCACCGCAUGACGUUUCAGACGCCGGCGUUUGAGGAGUUGAGGGAGGCGAUGCAGUUGGAGGCGCAGGUCCAGGCCCAGCAGCAGGUGCAGCAGCAGGCGGAGGAGACGCGGCAGCAUCGCGAGGCCGAUCUUGGUCUCAUGGAGCUGGAGGCGAACCUGCGGCUAGAGGCGGCGCAGCUGAAGGUGAAGCAUGCGCUGGCAAUGCGCGACGCGAUUCGGCGCGACCGGCGACUCACGACGCUUCCGAUCGUGCCUCUCGACGUCGUUUCACGACAGCAGCUCGAUGAGCACUCCACCCGUUCCGCCGAGGAGCACUCAGCAGCUCCCCUCUUGCACGCGGCCUCGUCAUCGCGACAGCAGCUCGAGGAGCACUCGGCUGCUCUUGCCACGCCCCCCUCGGCGGCUGCGGGGAAAGAGCGCGGCGCAACGCUAUCCUCAUCAGGGGGCAGCGAGAGCUCCGACUUUUCCGCUGCCUUCAGGCAGGGUGCCAGCGGCGAGAUUACCAUGGUCAUAAAGCGUGCGUUGCGGCCGCUCCGCGUCGCGGCCGAGGCGAUCGAGGUGCUCUGGUUCGAGGAGGAAUCGAUCGUCGUCGGGGCGGCCGCGGGGGAAGAGCGCAGCGCAAUGCUGUCCUCAUCAGGCUCCACCAUCCUUACCAUCACCCUCGAGGGCAACUUAACCGGUCCGCCGCCCUUCGACAGCGGAGCGUUCAAGACGAGGCUCGCCGAGAAGCUCGAUCUGCGGCCCGACGACCAGUUCAAAGUCAGACUGGUCAAGCAAGGCGGCCGUGGGCAGCACGAGGUGCAGACGAGCCAGAGCUUCUUCGUCCGCGUCGAGGUCGAUGAGCAGGGCUACCUGAGCUACGAGUCAAGCUCUUUGGAACCCGCCGGCGCGAGCGGCAGCAAGAGCCGCUUCUCUUCUGCCUCAUCAGGCAGCAGCGGCGCCUCCACCAUCCUUACCAUCACCCUCGAGGCGGGCAGCUUAACCGGUCCGCCGCCCUUCGAUAUCGAGCAGUUCAAGGAGAUGCUCGCCGAGAAGCUCGAGCUGCGGCCCGACGACCAGUUCAAAGUCAGACUGGUCAAGCACUGGUCAGGCGGCCGUCAUCAGCACGAGGUGCAGAUGAGCCUCUUCGUCCGCGUCGAGGUCGACGAGCAGGGCUACGCGUCGAGGUCGACGAGCAGGGACCUGAGCUACGAGCGCGAGACUACUGAGUCCGCCAGCGCGAGCGGCAGCGAGAGCUUCGACUUAUCCGCUGCCUUCAGGGAGGCCGCCAGCGGCGAGAUUACCAGGCACGUACAGCGUGCGUUGCGGCCGCACCGCGUCUCGCACGACGCGAUCGAGGUGCUCUGGGUCGAGGAGGGAUCGAUCGUCGUCGCCCGUUCGGAGGUGUGGAAAUGGGUGGAUCAGCUGCAGAGCGGAGAGGACGGGCUGCAGGAGCAGGCCGCGGGGGCGCUGAUGCGCCUCGCUGCCAACGCCGACAACCAAAGGCGGGCGAUCGCAAAGGCGGGUGGCAUCGCGCCGCUGGUGGCGCUGGCUCGCAACGGCACGGACGGGCAGAAGCAGCAGGCCGCGAAGGCGCUGGCUUACCUCGCUCUCAACGCCGACAACAAGGUGGCGAUCGCGAUGGCCGGCGGCGGUGUGCGUGAGGAGGAGCCGUCGUCCGCGCUCGCCGAGGCGUUGCUCGGCGGCAGCCGGCCGUGGAACUGCGCCAAGCUGAUGUUGGUCGGUGAGGGGCGCGCAGGCAAGACGUCGACGAUGCGAGCGCUGCUCGGCCAACCCUUCAACGCUUCGGAGGCUUCGACGAACUUGGCGUCGACGGAGGCGUGCACCGUCUCGCGCGAGCUCGCCGAGAGCUGGCAGCCGAUCAAGCUCGGGCUGCUUGGUUUGGCGGACGAGCUCGCCAAGGCCUUGGCGAGCAGCUUGCGCGAGCUCGAGCUCGGCGACGCUGAGCGGGCGCUCUUUGAGGACAAGAAUACCGCCGCUCGCCUCGGACGCUCCAUCGCGCAACGCAUCGACCGCGGCGCGACUAUGGCGACGGCCGUGAGGGAGGCGGUCGAUGAAGAGAAGCGGCGGCAAGCGGAGGAGGAGGCGGCGCCAACGCAGCAGCAGCAGCAGCAGCAGCAGCAGCAGCAGCAGCAGCAGCAGCAGCAGCCGCCGCAGCCGCCGCAGCAGCAGCCGCCGGCGCAGCAGCCGCAGCAGCCGCAGCAGCCGCCGCCGCCGCAGCAGCCGCAGCAGCAGCCGCCGCAGCCGCCGCAGCAGCAGCAGCAGCAGCAGCAGCAGCCGCAGCCGCAGCAGCAGCAGCAGCAGCAGCAGCAGCAGCAGCAGCAAGAGGGACGGAGGAGGGAGGAGGAGGACCGAGAAGAGCACGCGGUGCGCCGGCUCGACAUGGACGCGGUGAGCAGGUUCGUGCGCGACGGGGUUGAGGAGGAGAUCCGGCUGAUCAUCUAUGACCUUGGCGGGCAGCGCGUCUUCUACACGCUGCACCACCUCUUCCUCACGCGCAACGCCGUGUACCUUGUCGUCUUCGACAUGCGCCGCCUCGUCGACACGGGCGCGACCGAGCCCAUUGACGAGUCCGAGCCGAGCAAGGGCAGCCGGCCGGUGUACGACGUCGUUGGCUGCGUGCGUUUCCUGCGCUUCUGGCUGUGCUCGCUCUUCACGCACGCGCGCGGUGCCAAGGUUCUCCUCGUCGGCACGCACGGCGACAGCGUUUCGAGCGCCGCGCAGCACCGCGCCAUCGCGGCGCGGCUCGAGGAAGCCUUCGGCGAUGACAACGCUGCCAACGGCUCGGGCAUGUUGCUCGGGAUGGGCGAGGGCUGGUGCCUCGAUGUCGAGUGGAACGGUGAGGACGAGGAGGAGGACCUCUGCUUCUUCCCCGUCGACAACUCGCGCCGCCCCGCCGACCCGAUCCUGCAGCGGCUGAAGGGGAAAGUGGACGCCAUCCUCAAGGAGGAGGAGUUUGUGCAGACACCCGUGCCUCUGGCGUGGUACGAUCUGCACGACCAGCUGCAGGCCGCGGCGACCAACUCGGCGAACCCGGCGCCUGUGCUUCGCAGAUCGGAGGUGGCGCAGCUUGCUCCGUCGCUUUCCGAGGAGCAGCUUGAGGCGGCCCUCCAGCUCUUCCACCAGCUCGGCAUGCUGCUCUACUUUAGCGACGGUGGUUUACGCGAGUGGGUGACGCUCGACCCGCAGUUUGUCGUCGACCGUAUCAGCGCGGUCGUGCGCGACUACGCGCUGCACCCGCAGAAGAGCGAUAAGGAGGCGCGAAAGCUCGCGGCCGACUGGAAGCAGCUCAAGCGCGAGGGCAUCGUGAGCGAGCGGCUGCUGCACCGCUUGUGGCACGAGCACAAGGCUAUGAUCCCGCACCUGACGCAGUUGCUCGAGAAGCUCGGGCUCGCAUGCCCGCUCCCCGGCGAGAAGACACGCUACCUCGUGCCGUCCGUGCUGCCCGCCGUCGACGCCGCCGAGGCCUCGGGCUUCGCGGAUGCGCACGGUUGCGCGGAUGCGCACAAAUGCUGGCUCUACCUCGAGCUGGGGGGCACGGCCAACGGCGAGAUACUGUUCUUGCCGGAGUCGCUCUGGGCGCGCCUGCUUGUCAAGUGCGAGCAGUACUCCAUGGUGCUCAAUCGGCGCGGCGGGUGCGCGGAAUCGCUCAACAAGCUGACGCGCGAUUGGGCGCUACUCGUCUUUAGCGGACAGCCUUUCCUACUCCGCCGCGACGAGGCGUCGCACGAGGUGGUCGUGCUCAUCCGCGACGCGUACCCUACCGCCGUCGCCGAGCAGGUGGCCCAGCUUGCGAGCGAUGUCUGCGCCGAGUGGAUAAGCGAGCUGCGCGUGCGGCUGCUCGUCGACAUCGAGGGCGAGUGCUUCGAGCUGCGGGAAGCAAAGCGCAAGUUGCGUGAGCGCUGGCCCAUCCACCACUCGCGGACGAAGCGCGAGCUGACGCGCGCCGACUUUGCGCCGUGGGUGCCGCCCGAGACGGUGAGCUCGUACGACGCCUUCAUCGGCUAUCGGCAGGAGUCCGAGUCGACGCUCGCGCAGUUGCUCUACCACGACCUGAGCGCGCGCACCAUCGGCAAGGACGGCCGACAGUUGCGAGUCUUUCUCGACCGCGAGCGGCUACAGAUGGGCAAGCGGUAUGACCUCAGUUUUGCUGAGGGCCUCGCCGCAUCGAGCGUGGUCGUGCCGCUCAUCUCGCACGGUGCGAUCGAGGGGAUGGAGCACCUCGACCCGGACAAUGGCGUGGACGAAGUGGACUAUCUGCUCGUUGAGUGGCAGCUGGCGCUCGCGCUGAAGGAGGCGGGCCGCGUGCAGGCGAUCCAGCCCAUCUUGAUCGGCAAGCGGCAGCCCAACGGCGCGAUGUCCGACUUCUUCACCGACGGCUCGAAGGGGCGGCUGAAGGACUCCGUCUCCGCAGCCACGCUCGCGGCGGUCCGCGACUGUGCGCAGCACGUCGGCCUCGAGCUCUCGAACAAAGCCGAGAGCCGCACGAUCAAGCAGACACUCGACGAGAUGCUCCUCUUCCAGACGACGCUCUGGUGGGAUCUCAAGGGCGGCGGUGUGAAGAGCGACACUCCGUUUGCUCGCAUGUGCGCCGAGCUCGUGCUAGGGUGCGUGCUGCCCGAGGCGGCGGGCUGCGCGAUGGCGGCCGUUGCGGCGGCGCCGCAGGCGGCCGUGGCUUCGCCACCGGCGCCACCGGGAGUGGCCGCGCCCUUCUCGGUGGCGAGCGACGCCUCCGCGGAGCGGCUCGUGAUGGCCUUUGCGGACAUCUUUGUAUCGCUGCGACUGAGCGAGGCGAAGGACCAGGCGCUUGAAAUGAAGGCGGCGAUCGAGGCGGUGCGCCCCGGCGUCAGGUGCUUCGUGAGCGGCAACAAUCCUUUCGGAUCGCGCAUCGACAGGAUCAUCAGCGAUGCGCUUGUCGGUUGCCGCCUCGCAAUCGUCAUGGGCACAAGGACCUAUGGCUCGCCGACGCCAAGUACCUUCAGCACCGAGCAGGAGCUUCAGUACAUCUUAGAGACGCCGAAGCCCCUUUUUUUGAUCAAGAUGUGCGACCGCUUUGAGGUGAGCUCGACACAGCUCAAGCUCGGGCCGCGGGGUGGCAGCAUCAAGUACAUGGAAUGGAUGCCCGGUGCGCCGAUGCCGGAAGGUGUUGUCUCCGCGAUCCUCUCCACGCUCGAUAGCUUCGCUGGUUCGGGCUUCGCGCCAGCUGUCAAGGCGCCAUCGAGCGGAGGCGGCGCGGAGGCUGGGCUCAUCGGGCAGGAGCAGGGCGCACGCGAAGGGGAGCUUGUGCGCGCGUACGUCUUCGUCUCCGAUCACGUCGAGCCACCCUUCCGGCGGCGACGCAUCAAGUUUGCACUCGAGCCGGACCCGACCGGCCGCUCGCGCGACCUCACGUACGAACGUUUCACGCUUGGUGGCGACCAUCACCUAUGCGUGCCUCGAGGCGCCGAAGUGACGAUGCAGCUCCUCGAGUGCACGACCAGCUUCGGCCCGUGGCGAGGGGCCCUGGCAACUCGGGAGAUGCGCGGCUUCGUCAACGCCCGCCGCGGCGACUGCGAGGUGGAGGCCCUCGUCUUCGGCAUCGAGCCAACUCUGCCGCCUGCUCACGAGCCGUUCUCGUUUGUGUUCCCCAACUGGGAGCAAGGCCCGCCCCUUGACCUCCGGUUCGAGCGAGACCUGCUCAUUUUCGUCAGCAGCCCGGCCGCGAAGACACUGCAGCACGCUCACGACGAGGCGCGCUCGGUGCAGGAGGUUGCCGCUCUCGUGAGCUCUCGACCGGUGCACAUACAGCAGGGCGGCACAUCGCAGCAGCUGCAGGACGAGCUCCUCAGCCGCACGCCGCGCUGCUUCCUGUUCAUCGGUCACGGGCUGGAGGAUGGAUCCGGGCCCACUCUCGGCUUCACUACCGAGGAUGGCCGCUUCCAGAGGGUCGACAAUGACGCGUUGGUCACCUUCUUUACCCAGCUGCCCAACCCGCCGCAGCUCAUUUUUCUCAACGGCUGCAACACGUUGGAACUCGGCCAGAGGCUGCAGCAGCAGGGGAUAGAGUGCGUCAUCUGCUGGGAGACGGAUGUCAACGACGAAGCAGCGCGCGCAUUCUCCGCUGCCUUCUUCCGCUCAUACUGCCAUUCAGGGCGCUACGAGCUCGCGUUUGAGCAGGCCAAGUGCGCGAUCCUUAACGUGCCUCGGCCGUCGCCUCAGAUUGGCCCCCCGCCACUCGUCGAUGCGCCAAUUUACGAGCUGAGACGCCCUUCUCCGCACGAUGGGGACAGGGUCGGCGCUGGUGUACCUCGAAUGCUCCUCGGCGGAAGCGGCGGUGGAGCUGGCGGCGGCGGCGGCGGCGGCGGCGGCGGCGGCGGCGGCGGCGGCAGUGGCGGCAGUGGCGGUAUCUUCAGCGGCGGCAUCGUCGAGGCUGCUGGCAGUGGCGUGGGCGGCGGCGAGGCCACUCGGGGCUACCACAACUAUGAGGGCGCCUACAGCCAGCAGCCCGGACCCGCUAGCACGCCCGACGAACGCGGACAGAAUGUCGCACACUUCUUCGGGCGGUUGUUCGUCGAGUCCGGCGGCAAGGCGAUGCAGCUGUCGACCGCCGCUGCGGGCCAGCCGAUUGCGCAAGGCGAGUUCCGCUGCAUCGCGAGCUACGCCUUUGACUGCAAGGCCGGCCCCUCUCGAGCCUACUACUACGAGAGCUGGCCGCACGGCUUGUCAGCGGUCGACUACGCCCUGCUGCACGUACACUACGCGGUCGAGACCGACGUGCUCAAGCCCGGAGAGCCGACGCACGUCAACUUCCGGCGGUGCUGGCGGGUUCACCGGGCGACCAUCGACGACAUGAUGGCCGGCCUGACCGACUACCCGCCUCCCGCGGGGAUGCCCGACGUGGCCAACAAACAUGGCCACAGCGACCAGUCCAUCUGGAAGGAGUGGAUCGACGAGUUCAAGGGCGGCGGUGCUGCGGCGCACUACCAGGCGUACCUGCACAACUGGUCGGGCGAUCCGAGCGUCAACCCGACGAAGCAGUUCUUCUGCCCGACCGCGGGGUUCGGCUGCCUUCCGCCGGGCGAUGGACUGUGGAUGGAGGACGCGACGGGCGGCUAUCCGCUCACGGGCGGCUACGAGAGCGCCCACUUCAAGAUUGGGCCGUGGUCUUUCUUCGGCACCGCGACUGCGCCGAGCUUUGCUCCAGAACCUUCGACGAGAAUCGAUGUAGACCUCAGUCACGAGGGGUGUGUGGAGGCGCGCUAUGAUAAUGGCAGCUCGACUGUGGUAAUGACUGGCAAGUUCCUGGGGGCGCUCACGCAAGCGCCGCCGCAACCGGCCGGGAAGGCCGAGAGGAGGCAAAAGUGUAAGCACUUCAACAAGGCGCUGCAGUUCGCCCCCGUCGCCUGGUGGACGCAGACGGCGGGAGCGCCAGAGGAAGUGGAUGUCCCUCCAUUCCGGUGCCCUGCGGUGGCCGGCAUCGAGUACCAUUGCCGCGUCCGCGCGUACCGCGUCCGCACGUCACCUGGGGAGGCGCCAAAGCCAGCGAUCGUGUCCGCCGCUGAGCUAGCGCCUGUGCUGCAGUGCGGAGAAGAACUCCGGCAGCGCAAAGUGUCCGCCUGGGAGGACAACGCGACGACCGGGCUGUACCGGACUGGCGCCGGGCAAGCGCUUGGCUACUCGGCCAUGAUGCGCGCCAGUGCCAGGCUUUCGACGCUUGCCGACCUCGCCAGCGACCGCGAGGGGGGCGCCUCGUCGGAGGGCAGCAGCAGCGACGACCUCUGA